Messenger RNA from Pocillopora meandrina, 1809 nucleotides. Lineage: Eukaryota; Metazoa; Cnidaria; Anthozoa; Scleractinia; Pocilloporidae. The record is from the annotation of a GenBank genome assembly.
AUGUUUCAGGCUAUUUUUGUCCUGUUUGCUUUCUGCUUGUUGAGUAUCACACAAGCUCUUCCCUUGCAAAAAGGAUUCGAAGGAAUUAGUCUACGACGGGAAAGGAGAGCUUUGAGGCCGUUCCAAGUGUGCAAUCAAACCGCAAUUCCAUCCGGACAUACAUCUGUUUCAGACGUGUCUCUUUGGUACAAAAAUGGCUGGUUCUUAGCUGUUUACAAAGAUGGUAAUAUAAACGGGACUUCAGAUGCGCGCAGCCGCGACAGUAAGUACAGAUACAGACCUUUGUAUUAGCGAUAAUUGAAUAUUGCUUUGUCAGUAGUUUUGUAUGUCUCUCUUUCGAGUUGCAUAACAAUAUUCCAAAGUUAGUGAGAUAUUUAUGAUUCAAGUAUGUCUUUUGUGAAUGUUAAUACGCUGUGGCUGGACAAUUAGCCUCCAAAGAUAAUCGAAAAGCAAUACAGUCCAAAGACCCGUGCCGAAAUGUUUUCAAUUUUACUUAAAUUAGUUUCAUUUUUCUUCCUAGCUAGCUCUCCAACGAAAGAAAACCAGCUGAAUUGUUUAUUUGCUACUUAACACGCCCAUUACUUAUUUUUGCAGUUGAGCUUCAACUUCAGUCUGUUGGAAGCAGCUUGGUUCGGAUCUUUAGCAAGCAAACUUGUCUGUAUGUCGCUAUGCAGUCAUCGGGAAAAGUUUACACAAUGGUGAGUUAACACGACUAUUUACGAUUCAUUUGUCUCACUUGGGAAAAAGGAUAAACUGUGUCACAUUGAAAUAAGUUACACGCUUACAACUGGACACUUUCCUUCGGCCGUCAAGUGAUUUUCUGGCAAAAUUUUAUAAGAAAUUAAGGUGUUCUUUUGCUGGAUUCGGCAGUUACCGGGCACUUGAAAUCAGACUUAGGGGAUAGUGUUUUAAGUGGCAACAAUGCUUAAGUGAAAAAGUCGAUUGUUUUGAAGGAGUGACUAAAUUAGCCCAGUCCAAGGUCUCUCUGUUAUUGCCACCUCUAAUAUGUGGAAGCAUUUCUAAUGAUGUGUGAUCAUACACCACUUUGUUACAAGAAUAUUAAAUCGAAUGUUCACCGACAAAGCGAAGAAUAUGGCUUCUUUAUGUCCAUGCUUUUCAAAUGCAUCUUCAUAAAAACUUUCAGUAAGCUAUAUCUUUCCUAGUUGUCUCGGUCUACUGGAUUUGUGCAUUUCGCGGCCAAAGAUUUUUGAUCGUCCUGUGAUUUAUUGUAUUCAGCAAUUCGUGUGUAUGUGACGGUAUUCUUUCUCGGGCGAAUAUUUGCUUUGGAGAUUUGACAGUUCCCACGUUUAAUAUUCUCCUGCGGUCAUCAAAAGAACAAUCGAUCUGGCUUGAUUGAAAUAAGUGUUCAGUGCAGCGAGACCUAAAAUUAAUGAAAACUCGUGUCAAAACAAAAUUAAUAGACUUUGCGCAAUUUUCACCAAGCCGCAUUACAAAUUACUGCUUAAAAUCUAAGUUAUAUUAACACACAGCAAUUCCUUUAAGUGAACUUCGAAGUGAAGGCUCAAGAGUUAUUUGGUUGCUGUUUACCAAUAUCUUCAUUCCUAAUAAAGUGUUGUUUGUUUAUAUCUACAGAAGGAACCCACAAGGGAAACGGUAUUUCGACAAACGCAUGAAGCAAAUGGCUUCCAAACGUUUGCCUCUCACCAUCACUUCCAUGCGAAUGAUAAGACAAGAAAAUACCUGUUUUUGUCCAUGAGAAAGAACGGUCAUAUGAAAAAUGGCAAAAAGACUACGAGACACAACAAGACUACGCUUAUUUCAGUGAUUGAAAGCAGGGAAAUAAGCUAA